Molecule: messenger RNA, 1151 nt
Organism: Cladocopium goreaui
Lineage: Eukaryota; Dinophyceae; Suessiales; Symbiodiniaceae
Source: the annotation of a GenBank genome assembly
AGCACUUUGGACCGCACCACGCCGCCUCUGGGGCCGUGCUGCGGCGCUGGGCCGCUGGGCCACGCGCCAUGCCUGGUGCGGAGCCAUGAUAGCGCCACAAGUGGCGUCACACCCUUCGGUGGCAGCUGACGUCGCUGUGCCCCGCGCUGUCGCGCGAACUGCCGGUGCUUCGGGUGCCACAGGGUGCCAGCCUAGAUUUAAGAAAGAGACUCUGCUGCGCGCUAGAGCUGCACCUCGUGCAGCCCUCGCAGGACUUGCCGCGGUGGCGUGCCGUUCUGCGUGCCGGCAGACUGCCAAAAGGCAUCAACGUCACCAGUGUAGGGCUGUGUUACCACGCUUCGAAGGCCUUUCCUCCUUGGACCCGGUCCAUGUCACCGAGACCCACCGGGAGCCGCCUUCGCCGCACGGCGCGCCGCUGUCCGUGACGCCGGAGCCGGAGCUGGCGGCAGUGGUGCGGCAGCUCUAUGCCAGUUUCAACCAAUGCGAUGCACAUCGAACGGCCGCAUGCUUCACAGAGGAUGUGGUCUACGAAGACUUGCUGUUGGGCAAUUCCACCAUUGUGCAGUCAAGAGCCGAGUUUUUGGAACUGAUCCGUACCCAUCCCGUCUUCGUGAGCGCACGCGCCUGCGGGAUGUUGGGUUUGCCACCACUGGAUAUCAAAGUGGAGGUGGAUAACAUCUCUGAGGAUAUCAAGAGAUCUACAGUUGGAGUGGAAUGGCACGUGGAGGUUGGAGGGCAGCCCUUAGUGCUGGGCAGAGGUCAGAGUUUUAUGAAGAUCGAUCCCGAAACAGGUUUGAUUGCGAAGGCCACGGACAUCGCCGAAGCACCCUGGCGCGCCAUCGGCUUGGUCCUGUCGCCCUUUGCGCGUGGUAUUCGAGAGCUCUCGCGCUUGCUGCGGGACUGGAGUUUUUCUUCGGUUAUCACCGUGGUACUCUUCGUGGUACUCUUCAUGGACCAGUCCUCCCUGGAUCAGCUCCGGGACGAUAUCGACACCUUGGACGAUUUUCGCAAAGGCCUUGAUCAGUCUGACCACAAUGGUCUCAAGGCUUUGCUGGCCGAGAUGGUUGCAAAGAACCCACCCAGGUAGCCAGUGAGAGACGGCCUUGCUAAUCCGCAUCCAGAUAUCAUCCGAAGACUAGUAAACUCACCCC